AAAAAUUAAGCAUUUUUAAAAAUCCCUCAAGAAAUCAAAUGCAGGUAUUUUGAUAUUCUUUUGUUCCACUCUUCUGCAAAACUGAGCGAGAGAGAUUCGAUGGCGAUCCAAAAGAUCCACAGGGCAAAAUCAACAAAACCCAGAUCUCCAAUACUUAUACUCUUAGCCUCCGUCGCUUGCAUUGCGGUAUUGUACCUUGCUUCGUCAGUAGUUUCCACAAUUGGAUUCUCUUUUUCCUCUCCAAGAAGCCUAAAGAACUUGGUAAAGAACCCAAAGAAUCAUCGAAUUGGGCACGAGAAAUACUUAUACUGGGGGAACAAAAUUGACUGCCCUGGAAAACACUGUGAGUCCUGCGAGGGUCUGGGCCACCAAGAGUCCAGCCUUAGGUGUGCCCUUGAAGAGGCUUUGUUUCUUCAGAGGACUUUUGUCAUGCCUUCUAGGAUGUGCAUAAAUCCAAUACACAAUAAGAAGGGGAUUCUUCAUUCAUCUGAAAAUAUGAUUUCAGAGGAAAGGUGGGCAGCUAACUCAUGCACUAUGGAUUCUUUGUAUGAUCUGGACCUAAUAUCCAACACGGUACCAGUAAUUUUGGAUAAUUCAAAGCAGUGGCAUCACGUCCUUUCAACCAGCAUGAAAUUGGGAUCCAGAGGGGCAGCACACAUACAAGGGGUCAGCCGGGAUGAUCUCAAAGAGAAGAGUUUGUACUCCAAUAUUUUGCUCAUAAAUCGAACUGCGAGCCCUCUAUCAUGGUUCAUGGAGUGCAAGGAUCGAAACAACCGUAGUUCUAUCAUGUUGCCUUAUUCAUUUCUUCCUUCAAUGGCUACAAAGAAGCUACGAGAUGCAGCAGAAAAGAUCAAGUCGCUUCUUGGUGAUUAUGAUGCUAUCCAUGUUCGUCGAGGUGAUAAAUUGAAAACUAGGAAGGACAGAUUUGGGGUUGGUCGGAGCUUACAUCCUCAUCUAGACAGGGAUACACGGCCCGAGUUCAUUCUUUGUAGAAUCAAAAAAUGGGUUCCCCCUGGACGAACUCUUUUUAUUGCCUCCAAUGAAAGGAAGCCGGGAUUUUUUUCACCUCUGGCUGUUAGGUACAAAUUAGCAUAUUCGUCGAAUUAUAGCGGUAUUCUGGAUCCAUUAGUUGAGAACAAUUAUCAACUAUUCAUGGUAGAAAGACUUAUAAUGAUGGGUUCCAAAACUUUUAUUAGGACGUUUAAAGAAGACGAUACAGGUCUCAGCCUCACUGAUGAUCCGAAAAAGAACACCAAGGCAUGGCAGAUACCCAUUUAUACCAAGGAUGGAGAGGAAUGUUGAUCUUUAUAUUCUCUUAAUACGGCCACUGCUUGUUUGCUAUAGAUAGGACUUGACAGUAUCAAUAUACCUGAUUUUGGCUUGGCUUGUUUUUCUUUUUUAUUAUUCUUAUUACCGUCCAGUGCGAUCUAAUGCCCAUCUCUCUUUGAGGGACGACUCCAUCAAAAAUGGAGAUUCUCUGGUUUUUUUUGUCCUUUUUUUUUUUUUUUUUUAUUCAUGUGCAAGUGAGAGAUGUUGGAACAAUUCGAUUUGUUGUAUGUACAUGUGGAAUUUAAUUCGGGAACUGUGUAACAGAAAAGUCCUUUUGAGUUUUCAA
Messenger RNA from Olea europaea var. sylvestris, 1615 nucleotides. RefSeq lists its product as uncharacterized. Gene Ontology annotation, cellular component: Golgi apparatus. The coding region runs from base 100 to 1302 and encodes 400 amino acids. Lineage: Eukaryota; Viridiplantae; Streptophyta; Magnoliopsida; Lamiales; Oleaceae. The transcript has 6 exons. The record is from RefSeq and is a predicted model, not a curated record.